CAGACUGGUAGCGCUGAGCUGUGCACUGGUGUUUGUGGGCUUGGCACAGAAGUCGCUGGUGGGCUGCUCGUCUGUGGGUCCCUUGGCGGGCGCUGGGCCUGCACCCUCGCCGUGCGGCGGCCCCCAGCAGCACCAUGGCUUGGAUGUUCAUGAGAGAUUCUGCCUGGAAAUACUUACAGUCUACCCAUCUUGGAGGAGAUAGGACCUAUUCCCAUUAUACCUCUCGUGAUUUUUCUUCCCAGUUUGGGUUAGAAGACUUUCUAUGUACAGAUGACAUUCCUGGGACAGAUGAAGAUACAGAUUCAGCUGUUUUAUUUGGAACCUUGCGAGGAAAUGUGGUUGGACUACGUUAUUACACAGGGGUUGUUAACAAUAAUGAAAUGGUUGCACUUCAGAGAGAGCCCAAUAACCUCUAUGAUAAAAAUGCAGUAAAAGUAAACAAUGUGAAUGGAAACCAGGUAGGCCAUAUCAAAAAAGAACUUGCAGCGCCCUUGGCGUAUAUCAUGGACAACAAGCUAGCAAUAGUUGAAGGGGUUGUCCCUUAUGGAGCAAAGAAUGCCUUUACUAUGCCUGUACAAAUGAGUUUUUGGGGAAAAGAAGAAAAUAAGCAAACUGUUCUAGAUAAAUUGAAAAUGCAUGGAUUUAAAUUGGCUCCUCCUUCAAAAAGUUCAGAAUUUGGUUUUGGAUCUAGCUGGGUUUCUGGGAGAGCUGGACCAAGCUAUAGUGCUCCAGGACAUGCUGCUGUGCAGAUGACAACAGAACAGCUUAAAAGUGAGUUUGACAAAUUGUUUGAAGAUCUGAAAGAAGACGAUAAAACUCAUGAAAUGGAAGGAGCAGAGGCUGUUGGAACACCAUUACUUCCACACCAAAAGCAGGCUUUAGCUUGGAUGGUUUCACGUGAGAACAGUAAGGAGUUGCCAUUGUUUUGGGAAGAGAAAAAUAGCUUCUACUAUAAUACACUUACAAACUUUGCUGAAAAAGAACGACCAGAAACUGUUCUUGGAGGAAUACUGGCUGAUGAUAUGGGACUGGGUAAAACACUUGCAACAAUUGCAUUGAUUCUUACCAACUUUCAUGAUGGCAAACCUCUUCCUGUUGAAAAGAUUAAAAGCGAUCAGUUGCAUAAGGAAUCUGUUGUCACUGGUGUGAAAAAUGAAGGACAUGAACUUUUGAAAGAGACCAGCUGUAAUGUGGAGCCCAACAUUUCUAAUGUAAAGAAGAAGAGUGAAACUAUUCAGUCACAAUAUUCUAGUUCCCGACCAAAAAGAGCUAAAGCUGAGAAACCCAAAUAUACAGUAAGCAGUGACUCAGAAGAAUCUGAAGAGUGGCUACCACAACAAACAAGAACCAAAUGUGAAAAAGAUCUCCCAGUAACCAGAAAAAGAAGUAAAACAGCUGCUUGUAUUAUCCAAGAAGACACAGGCUUUGCAUCUGCUCUUGCAUCUCCAUCUGCUCCAUUAAAAAAGAAAGCAAAGAAAAAAGGUACUGGAAGUGUACAGUCUGUUAAGAAAAAUGAUUCUGAAGAGGGUCCCAGAACAACACUAAUCAUAUGUCCGCUCUCUGUCCUAAGCAACUGGAUUGACCAGUUUGAACAACAUAUCAGGCCAGAUGUUCACUUGAAUAUAUAUGUUUAUUAUGGUCCUGACCGUAGCAAAGACCCAGCAUUUCUUUCAAAACAAGACAUAAUACUAACAACCUACAACAUUUUAGCCAGUGAUUAUGGAAGCAGAGGCGAUAGCGUGUUACACAGAUUAAAGUGGCUGAGAGUGGUGUUGGAUGAGGGGCACACUAUUCGAAACCCAAAUGCUCAGCAAACUAAAGCUGCAUUAAAUUUGGAGGCACAGAGAAGAUGGAUACUGACAGGCACUCCUAUCCAGAAUUCCUUAAAGGAUUUGUGGUCUCUUCUCUCCUUUUUAAAACUGAAACCUUUUACUGAUAGAGAGUGGUGGCACAGAACGAUCCAGCGCCCUGUCAUGCUGGGAGAGCAAGGGGCACUGAGGCGUUUACAGGCCCUAAUUAAAAACAUCACCCUUAGGCGAACGAAAACAAGCAAAAUUAAAGGAAAGCCUGUUUUGGAGUUACCAGAACGUAAGAUAUUUAUUCAGCAUGUUACGCUCACAGAGGAAGAGAGAAAAAUCUAUCAGUCUGUGAAGAACGAAGGCAAAGCUGCUAUUAGCAGGUAUUUUAAUGAAGGAACUGUUCUGGCACAUUAUGCAGAUGUCCUUGGUGUCGUGCUCAGAUUGAGGCAGCUGUGUUGCCAUCCUCAUCUUUGCACAAAUACAUCAUCUUCCAGUUGUCAAAUAGGUGAGAGUACUCCUGAAGAAUUACGUGAGAAGUUAGUAAAUAAAAUGAAGUUGAUUCUCAGCUCUGGCUCAGAUGAAGAAUGUGCAAUUUGCUUGGAUUCUCUAAACCUUCCUGUGAUAACACACUGCGCACAUGUGUUUUGUAAACCAUGCAUUUGUGAAGUCAUCCAAAGUGAACAGCCAAAUGCCAAAUGUCCUCUUUGUAGGAAUGAACUUCGAGUAGAACAUUUGGUAGAAUGUCCUCCCGAGGAGUCGGAUUCUAGCAUUGAGAAGAAGGGUGAUCGGGAAUGGAUAUCCAGUUCAAAAAUCAAUGCUCUAAUGCAUGCUUUGAUAGAUCUAAGGAAGCAGAAUCCAGCUGUAAAGUGUCUGAUUGUUUCUCAGUUCACCACUUUCCUAUCUCUAAUAGAAACUCCACUGAAAGAAUCAGGGUUUGUGUUUACUCGUUUGAAUGGGUCCAUGGCACAGAAGAAGAGGGUACAAGCAAUUCAGAGCUUCCAAGACAGCCAAACAGGGUCCCCGACCAUAAUGCUGCUAUCCUUAAAAGCUGGUGGAGUUGGUUUAAAUCUGACAGCUGCUUCACGAGUGUUUUUAAUGGAUCCUGCUUGGAAUCCUGCUGCAGAAGACCAAUGUUUUGACAGAUGUCACAGACUUGGCCAGAAGCAAGAUGUUGUUAUCACUAAGUUCAUUGUGAAGAACUCAGUGGAAGAAAAUAUGCUGAAAAUCCAGAAGAAGAAGAGGGAACUUGCAGCAGGAGCCUUUGCAGCUAAAAAGCUUACUGUUAGUGAAGUAAAACAAACCAAGAUUAAUGAAAUUAAGAGUCUGAUUGAUUUAUAAUUUUGUAAGAGGGUAGGUCAAUCGUUCUUUCUGAAUAAAGGAUAUAGUACUAUA
Molecule: messenger RNA, 3191 nt
Organism: Chelonoidis abingdonii (Abingdon island giant tortoise)
Lineage: Eukaryota; Metazoa; Chordata; Testudines; Testudinidae
Gene: HLTF
Product: helicase like transcription factor
Biological process (GO): DNA repair
Cellular component (GO): nucleus
Molecular function (GO): zinc ion binding; ATP binding; hydrolase activity, acting on acid anhydrides, in phosphorus-containing anhydrides
Source: RefSeq, a predicted model, not a curated record